Molecule: messenger RNA, 3961 nt
Organism: Oreochromis niloticus (Nile tilapia)
Lineage: Eukaryota; Metazoa; Chordata; Actinopteri; Cichliformes; Cichlidae
Gene: prmt8a
Product: protein arginine N-methyltransferase 8-B
Exons: 10
Coding region: 723-1961 (412 amino acids)
Biological process (GO): peptidyl-arginine methylation, to asymmetrical-dimethyl arginine; chromatin remodeling
Cellular component (GO): plasma membrane
Molecular function (GO): histone methyltransferase activity; protein-arginine omega-N monomethyltransferase activity; protein-arginine omega-N asymmetric methyltransferase activity
Source: RefSeq, a predicted model, not a curated record
CGCGCGCACAGGGUGUCCUCGCUCUGCACGGAGAGCUGGUAAACUCCAACUUUGUCUGGGCUGGCGGCGUUCGGCACUUUGUGCAGAUGGGGAACGAUUUACCUGGAGCAUAGACUUUGAUUCUGGGGGAGCUCUGUUACAUUAAAGAUGACAGCAUGAGUGGUGCCAUGUGCUUGUAAGAAAUCCCCCUGCACGUUUUAAGAGUCAUCACAUUUCUGUGCAUGCACUCGGCGGCAAAUCUUUCCACUCUGCGAGGUAGCGGCGGCUGCGGUUCUAUUUUUAGAAACAAUGUUGCGGCAGGGGAAUCAAUCAAACUGGCGCUAAAUCUUUGCAUUCAUGACAAUCUUCUGCUGUUAGUGAUGCAGUCUUAAUGCAUUCCUGCCUGCGUUUGCAGCGUUAUAGGACAGGAUGGUGCAUUUUUAUCUCAGCUGAUGCCAAAUUCCAAAUGAUGCCUUUCCCCCUAAUGCUCUCCAGGAACGCACACCGGUGGACUGCAAACUUUUAUACCAUGGAAUCCAACGCACUCUGUGGCGAGAGUGGCUGCAAUGCUUUUGGGACCUCAUGUAGUUUUGGGUUUUUUAGCAGUACUGGAAUUUCUAAAGAACUGCACAAUUUGGGAUGUAAAUGAGAAUUCUCUGAUGUCAAAGGACUGAAGGGACUGAUAAUCGCCAAGCACACGUUUUUUCUCUUUUACUUCUGAGUGCACAUUUUUGCUGGCCCUUAUGGGAAUUAAGCACUCGUCCCGCUGCAUGCUCCUCAGGAGAAAAAUGGCGGAGUCUGAGAACACUGAGCAACCACAGUCGCAACCAGAGCCGAUCCGCAUAAUUCCAUCACAGUCGGCACAGCCAACCGCGUUACCCAAGCCUGUGCCUUCUAUCCAGCAUGCGCCUCGGCCUCCUCUUCCACCGCACACGCCCCACGCCGCCAGCCUCCCUAGCUGUCCAGGGAGGGGUAAGAUGGCCAAGUUUCUCAACCCAGAGGAGAUGACCUCGCGAGACUACUACUUUGACUCGUAUGCCCACUUUGGCAUUCAUGAGGAAAUGUUGAAGGAUGAAGUGAGGACACUCACCUACAGGAACUCCAUGUACCACAACAAGCACAUCUUCAAGGACAAAAUAGUGCUGGAUGUUGGAAGCGGGACUGGGAUCCUUUCCAUGUUUGCAGCCAAAGCAGGGGCAAAGCAUGUAUAUGGGAUUGAGUGUUCCAGUAUAUCAGAGUACUCCGAGAGGAUCAUCAAGUCCAACCACCUUGACAGCGUUAUCACCAUUUUCAAAGGCAAGGUUGAGGAAGUGGAACUUCCUGUUGAAAAAGUUGACAUCAUCAUAUCUGAAUGGAUGGGCUACUGUCUCUUCUAUGAAUCCAUGCUCAACACUGUCAUCUUUGCCAGGGACAAGUGGCUGAAACCUGGUGGAUUAAUGUUUCCUGACCGGGCCUCCCUGUACGUGGUGGCCAUAGAGGACCGGCAGUACAAAGACUUCAAAAUACACUGGUGGGAGAACGUCUAUGGCUUUGACAUGACGUGUAUCCGUAAUGUGGCCAUGAAGGAACCCCUGGUGGAUGUAGUAGACCCCAAACAGGUGGUGACCAACUCCUGCCUGGUCAAGGAAGUGGACAUCUACACAGUAAAACCCGAAGACCUGUCCUUCACAUCAGCUUUUUGCCUGCAGAUCCAGAGGAAUGACUACAUCCAUGCACUGGUCACUUACUUUAACAUUGAAUUUACUAAGUGUCACAAGAAGACAGGUUUUUCCACAGCUCCAGAUGCUCCAUACACCCACUGGAAACAGACAGUAUUUUACCUGGAGGACUAUUUAACAGUCCGAAGAGGAGAAGAGAUCGUUGGCUCAAUUGCUAUGAAGCCCAAUGAGAAAAAUGUUCGUGACUUAGACUUUACCUUUGAGCUGGAUUUCAAAGGGCAGCUGUGUGAAGCAGCCAUAUCCCAUGACUACAAGAUGCGUUAAGUUUCAGCGUGGGGACAUUGGUGCCCCGCUGAGUGUGACUCCUGAGCACCAGAGGGAGACAAAGACGCUCCCAUGACCACAGACAGAUGCACAGCGGGACCCGAGACUCACAGAGGAAGAAAUUAGACUGGGCUAAAGACCCGGUUUAGCUGGCACCACUGACAAUAUCAAUAUUGUCACUACUUGUAUGAUGAAAGCAGGAUGUUGACUGUUAAGCAAUUCUGAAUGUAACUCUGACAAAAAUGUGUCAAGAAACUGUUCUAGUCUUGAUGAAUGUUAAUUACUGACGUAAGUAUAUGUGAGAUGGAGUGAUGUACUUGUGUGUUUUCCUCAGUAUUUGUUUUUCCACACUAACUUGGACCUUAUGGAGCGAUAUUUGGCAUUUUUAGAAUACACAAGAGUUCAACUAAUGAGUUACUCUAAUGUCCACAUUCUGUUACAGUAGAGAAUACAUUGAAUUGAAUUUUUUAAAUGUCAUAUUAUGUACUGUAGCAAAUGAUUACCGGUAAAAUGAUUUAUUUAUUGUUGUAUCAGUUUAGCAAUGUGAGAAAAACUAGAAGCGACUGAACACCACAGCCAGGACAAACAAAAAUGUGUAAUGUGAAAGGUAACGUGUUUGCAUAGUCAGUGUAGUAGUGGUUUACAGUGCGUGUAAAAUAGAAGGUGUCAAAGUUCACACUGUUAAACUGUUUGGGCAUCCGUGUGCUUUGUGUUGUCAGUUCGAGCUGUGAUGUUGACCUGCCAAUAACAUACUUUUCCCAUCCGAAAUGCCUUGACCAAGUGCCGAAGUGUACCUAGUUUUGUUCCACACUGCUGCAGUUAGCUUCUUACAAUGGUUUCAUCUGUAGACACAAGCCACUCUCAUUCUAUUGAUUUAAGAUUAAGCAUUUCUUCAAAUCUAGCCUCAAGCCAUUUAGUCUAUGCCCGAGUAUAAUUCAUGUCAUGGAAUCAAAGGAAAGCCUGCGUAACUCAAACUGUUAAUAAUGCAGCUGGAUCCUAGACAGACAACAAAGAAUUAUUACAAAGGGAGUCAAUAAAAUAUUGAUGACCUGCUUUAGUUAUAUCCCAAUAUCUUGGCUUCAAUCAAACUGAUGGAUACUGAAAAUGAGGUUUUUUCUAGCAAAUGUACUGUAAAUGUAGUGUAAAGCGCUUUGGGGUCCUUAGGGACUAAGUAAAGCGCUAUACAAAUACAGGCCAUUUACCAUUUACCAAAUGUACGGACCACAAGAUAUGAUUCUUUGAUUUUUAUCUCAGGCUCCACCUGCAUUGCACACUUUUGGUUAAAAAUGGAUUCAGUGUGUUGAUGGGGAUCUUUUCAUUUCCCCAUACUCUUACUACAGUCAUUGCCAAGGUACCCAGUGAAGAAUUUAUUCACUAAAGAUCUGCAGAUAUUUUACAUCUGAAACCUCGCAUUAGUGCUCCGGAUCGCCUCACACAUUUCACAGAUCUUGACAUUGCCAAAUCCAGCCUCCAUUCUUAAAACACACAGAUGCUCUUACCACCAAAUUCUAAGCAAAAUGUACGAUGUGUGCGUAUGUUGGUAUUGAAUGAAGAUCAUCAUAAUAAACUCAUGCAAUUACCAACUAAAACAAAGCACAGCAUCAAGCUGCAGCGUUGCCCUGUGAGAGCGCACGGUUUGAGAAUUGCUUUGAUCCUGUGCAUUUUAUACAGGAUCAUCGUGUGUACAGGAUCAAAGCUAUCGGCACAAAUAAGCAAUAUCACGAGUCAUUUAUGCUUACAGUUAAUUACAAUCAAAGGUCAUCUUAUUUAUCUAUAAUAAUACCUGCAUAGAAAGAGCACCUUUAGAUUCAGAAAGAAAACAUAUUCAGAGAAACAUCCGACUCAUUGAACACAAACAUGGCGACGGAACAAGUUAUAAAAAUUCUAUUAAAUCAGCAUGCUGAUUGCACAUGUAUUACUUUUCUUGUUGAAUAUAUUGUUUCACAUAUUGUCAUGUACUGUAAGUUUGAAAACUCAAUAAACUGCAAUGUCCAAACAUA